Molecule: messenger RNA, 1131 nt
Organism: Lasiosphaeria miniovina
Lineage: Eukaryota; Fungi; Ascomycota; Sordariomycetes; Sordariales; Lasiosphaeriaceae
Product: inositolphosphorylceramide-B C-26 hydroxylase
Exons: 2
Coding region: 1-1131 (376 amino acids)
Biological process (GO): fatty acid metabolic process; lipid biosynthetic process
Cellular component (GO): membrane; endoplasmic reticulum
Molecular function (GO): heme binding; iron ion binding; fatty acid 2-hydroxylase activity
Source: RefSeq, a predicted model, not a curated record
AUGCCUGGCCGCACGCUCCCGACGUUUACGCUCGCCGAGGUCGAGUCGCACAACUCCAGGAAGUCCUGCUUCGUCACCGUGGGGAGAAAUGUCUACGAUGUGACCGACUUUGUCGACUCGCAUCCCGGCGGUUCCGAACUCGUUCUAGAGUAUGCCGGCAAAGAUAUCGCUGCCAUCCUCAAGGACGAGACGUCACAUACGCACUCGGAAGCGGCCUACGAAGUGCUCGACGACUCGCUUGUCGGCUUCUUGCCAGCGUUGAAUGGGACAUCGGCGAACGGAAAGGCCAAGUCGACCGCGGUCGACAGCGGCGAAGUCACAGCAGACGGCGAGUUUGUGCACCCCCGGACCGGCAUGUCCAAGGAGGAGGAUCUCUCCAAGGAGACGGACAUCGCGGACGACUACAAGACACACAAGUUCCUCGACUUGAACCGACCGCUCCUGCUGCAGGUCUGGUUUGGCGGCUUCUCCAAAGAGUUCUACCUAGACCAGGUCCAUCGGCCGCGCCACUACAAGGGAGGACAGUCUGCCCCCAUCUUUGGCAACUUCCUCGAGCCCCUUUCAAUGACGCCGUGGUGGGUCGUACCGCUCGUAUGGCUGCCGCCCGUGUCGUACGGCCUCUAUUUGGCGAGCGAGGGGUUCAACAAUCUCUAUGAAGAGGCCGGCUGGUUUCUUUUCGGUCUGUCCGUUUGGACCCUGGUCGAAUACGUCCUUCACCGCUUCCUGUUCCACCUGGACUAUUACCUACCUGACAACCGCGUCGGUAUCACACUCCACUUCCUCCUCCACGGCGUUCAUCAUUACCUACCCAUGGACAAGUACCGGCUGGUCAUGCCGCCGACGCUGUUUUUCGUGCUCGCAUUUCCCUUUUGGAAGCUGGUGCACGUCAUCUUUUUCUUUAACUGGUACAUCGGGACAACAGGGUUCUGCGGUGCUAUCUUUGGGUAUAUCUGCUAUGACCUGACGCACUACUUCCUCCACCACCAAAACCUCCCGCUUUGGUGGAAGAAGCUCAAGAAGCUCCACCUCCAGCACCACUUCCUCGACUACGAGAACGGAUUCGGGGUCACCAGCCCGUUCUGGGAUAACGUGUUCGGCACUCAGCUCAGGUCCCCGUUGAAGACGCAGUAA